Messenger RNA from Xiphias gladius (swordfish), 2327 nucleotides. It is a transcript of the gene bmp8a, whose product is annotated as bone morphogenetic protein 8a. The coding region runs from base 217 to 1644 and encodes 475 amino acids. The record is from RefSeq and is a predicted model, not a curated record. Gene Ontology annotation, molecular function: growth factor activity; cytokine activity. Lineage: Eukaryota; Metazoa; Chordata; Actinopteri; Istiophoriformes; Xiphiidae. Gene Ontology annotation, cellular component: extracellular region. The transcript has 7 exons. Gene Ontology annotation, biological process: SMAD protein signal transduction.
CAUCAGGCGUAAAUCAACGCUGUUCUUGCAUCGUCUGUGGUGAACGAAGCAGUCUGGGGACAAAGUGGACCGAGUAGGGGACACUGUGGCUGCCAGCCUGGACACACUGGAGGAAGUAUAACCUGAACAAAGUCUUGCAACUUGUGCAACAGAUCAUUUGUGAGUAAAAACUUUUGUUUGCCAAGACAGAGGAAGAAACGAGGGCUCACCACAGCCAUGGCCUCAGACGUCUUCCGCAGCUUCCCUUACCUUUGCACCAAGAUGAAACAGCAGGGCUCGAGCAGCAGCAGCAGCAGCAGCAGCAGCCUCCUCUGCCAGCAACAGACCAGAUCCACCUCCAGACCCCACCGGCCUCUCCUUCACCCCAGGACCCUGCUGCUCCUUCCCCUGCUCCUCCUGCUCUUUUUCUCCCUGUGGAGCCAGCAGGCCGAGGCCGUGGUCCACUCCAGCUUCAGACGGCUAAGUGGCCGUGAGAAGAAGGAGAUGCAGAAGGAGAUCCUGUCCAUCUUGGGUCUGCCGGGACGACCCAGACCGCACCCGCCACUACGACCGCCCUCCUCUGCCCCGCUCUUCAUGCUGGACCUCUACCACGCCAUGUCAGCUGAUGGGGAAGAUGAAGGGAAUGAAAUUAUCAUAAACGGACCUGGUAUGGGGAAGUUUGGACGGGCAGAGAGGUUGACUCAGGUCAACCACGCAGCCCUGCCGACCCUCAGCACGCACACACCGCCGCUGGGGACGGUGGUCAGCGAGGCCGACACCGUGAUGAGCUUCGUCAAUCUGGUGGAGCAGGAGCGUGACCUCCUGCAGCCCCGUCCAUACUGGAAGGAGUUCCGCUUCGACCUGACUCCCCUCCCUCAGGGUGAGACAGUGACAGCGGCAGAGUUUCGUAUCUAUAAGACCCUGACGCUGGGCCAGAGGGCAAACCGAACGCUGCACAUCUCCGUCUACGAGAUCCAGCGAGAGAACAGACACAGAGAGCCAGAGCUGGUGCUGCUGGACAUGCAGUCGGUGCCAGCAGGACAGGAGGGCUGGCUGGCCUUCGACGUCACCUCGGCCUCCAACCACUGGCUCCUCCACCCCCGCAGCAACCUGGGCAUACGUCUCUAUGUGGAGACUGAGGAGGACCGCUCCCUGUCUGCAGGCUGGAUUGGGUUGGUGGGUCGCAGGGGCCCUCGCUCGAAACAGCCUUUCAUGGUGACCUUCUUCAGGGAAAGCCAGGUCCCCUGUCGGCCGCCCCGAGCUGUCAAGCCUCACCCCCGCAAGAAGAAACCCAAAUACGACCUCCCAGUCCCCAGCAUCCAUAAUCGGAGUCCUGCCAACAACGGAGGUCAGCCCUGUAAAAAACACGAACUCUACGUAAGCUUCAGUGACCUGGGAUGGAAGGACUGGGUUUUGGCCCCCACUGGAUAUUCAGCCUACUACUGUGAUGGAGAGUGUUUUUAUCCUCUGGGCUCCUGCAUGAAUGCCACCAACCAUGCCCUCAUCCAGCAAGUGGUCCACCUCCUGAAGCCUGAUGAGGUUCCUAAGGCAUGUUGUGCCCCCACCAAGCUCAGCCCCAUCUCCGUCCUCUUCUACGACGACAACAACAACGUCAUCCUCAAAAAACAUCGUAACAUGGUGGUUAAGACCUGUGGCUGUCUAUGAUAACAGAAUCCAAAACUAAAAAUGUGCAUGGAUGAUUUUCUUUCCAGACAAGAACUCUGCAGAAAUCUUAAACAUUGGCAAACAGGUUGGAGAACAAAUGCACCAGAAAUAUAAUUUGGGCUUCUGUAGGAUCAGGGACUUAAAUAUCUUUAAAUCAAAUUUUCCAAAUUCAAAGGUUAAAAGGUCCAAAUUAGUAGUUUUACUUAAAGGCUUUAACGGUUUUUUAAACUGCAUUUUCAAGGCAGUGGGUAUUUGUUUAUAUUCACAAGGGUACAUGUUCAAACUGUCAGCUGGUUGAGCCUGUACCUUUGUCCAGAAAUGUACUCUCAUAACAUGAAAGAUCAGUCAGCUCCAUAAGGGACAAUAGUUAGGAGCGUAAGUUGAAUGACGUUAGAUCAUUUUCUUCUUGAGUGCACAGUACUUAAUUUUUCAAGAGCACAAAUGUUUAAUUUCAUGAACUCUUCUUACAAACUAGGAAAGCUAGGAACUUUUUUUUGCCUGUCUUAUCAGGAACAGACAGACAUCACCGAUGUAGUUUUUACAGACAGGUUUCAAUUAUGAAAAUGGCAAAUGAUAUUGGAUGGCAGAACAAGCCAUUAGUGAUGCCUGUUGUUUUUCAAGAAACAAAUUGACAGCACUACUGUUGUUGCAAUACAAAUCUAUAUGAAGAGACUAUAUUAAAU